Molecule: messenger RNA, 1369 nt
Organism: Quercus robur (English oak)
Lineage: Eukaryota; Viridiplantae; Streptophyta; Magnoliopsida; Fagales; Fagaceae
Product: short-chain dehydrogenase TIC 32, chloroplastic-like
Exons: 8
Coding region: 154-1095 (313 amino acids)
Source: RefSeq, a predicted model, not a curated record
UUACCAACUACAACUACAACUGUCACUUUCAAAGCUACCGUUUCUGAUCCGUCUUUUUUAUAGCCAAGCAACCCUGGUUGUUUGUGUGAGACUCUCAAAAUUAUAGAGAGAGACAAACAUACACACACACACACACACACAAAUUGAGAGAGAAUGUGGCCUUUUAACAGAAAAGGGCCAUCUGGGUUUUCAUCUUCUUCCACAGCUGAAGAUGUUACUCAAGGGGUUGAUGGGACUGGUCUCACUGCUAUUGUUACAGGAGCAUCCAGUGGUAUUGGCACUGAAACUACAAGGGUUCUUGCAUUGCGUGGUGUCCAUGUAAUUAUGGGGGUCAGGAAUAUGGUUGCUGGUAAAGAUGCCAAAGAAGCAAUAGUUAAGGAAAUCCCUACAGCUAAAGUCGAUGCCAUGGAGUUAGAUCUUAGUUCAAAGGCGUCUGUGAAGAAAUUUGCAUCAGAUUUCAAUUCAUCUGGUCUUCCUCUGAACAUCCUAAUUAACAAUGCAGGAGUUAUGGCAACACCAUUCAUGCUCUCCAAAGACAACAUAGAACUACAGUUUGCAACGAAUCACUUAGGUCAUUUUCUUUUGACCAAUCUUUUGUUGGAGAAUAUGAAAAAAACAUCUCGUAAAAGUCGCAAAGAAGGAAGAAUUGUCAAUGUGUCCUCAGAGGCUCAUAGGUUCUCAUACCGUGAAGGAAUCCGUUUUGAUAAAUUAAAUGAUAAAUCUGGGUAUAGCAGUUUUGCUGCAUAUGGCCAAUCAAAGCUUUCCAAUGUUUUGCAUGCAAAUGAGCUUGCGAGAACUAUCAAGGAUGAUGGGGUGGAAAUAACUGCAAAUUCACUUCACCCAGGAGCAAUUGCCACUAAUCUUUUUCGUCAGAGCAACAUUAUGAAUGGUAUUGUUAAUACGCUUGGUAGAUUUGUGCUUAAAAAUGUUCAGCAGGGAGCUGCGACAACAUGCUACGUGGCACUUCAUCCUCAAGUCAAGGGGGUGAGUGGCGAGUACUUUUCGGACAGUAACCUAUCCAAGGCAAGUACACAAGGUAGGGACAGCGAGUUGGCAAAGAAACUCUGGGAUUUCAGCAUGAACUUGAUUAAAUGAUGUACCAGUAUUCAUCACAGAUUGCUAUUCUUCUUUACUAAGAAUAUAUAGUUAAAUAACCUAUUUCAAGUACAUUUGUCAUGUCCUUGUAUCUAAAUUCUGAAAGAAUUCUAGCAAAAUGUAUACUUAAGUUCUGAUUUCAUGCCAAAUUAAGACAUGAAUAUUGAAAGGUGUAGUAGCUGUGUUUAACUGUAUGGUACUCACCAUAUAUAUUUUAUUGGAGCGUGACAAUUCUAUGAUCAAGCCAAUAAAUGAUCUUUCUUUUUGAGGGUCA